AUGCAGCCAGGGAUCGGUGUUGGAGUUUUUGUCUAUAAUGCCGAAGGCAAAUUCAUCCUAGGCAAGCGACUGGGGAGUAUUGGCGCAGGAACAUGGGCGCUCCCGGGCGGGCACCUUGAAAUUGGCGAGUCAUUUGAAGACUGCGCGGCACGGGAAGUGCUUGAAGAGACGGGCCUGGAUAUCCAAGGUCUGGAGUUCCUGACGGCCACCAACAGCAUCAUGGCGAACGAAGGCAAACACUACGUCACGAUAUUCAUGGGGGCCUAUCUAUCUGACAAGAGUGCACAGCCUCAGUAUUUGACACUCACAAAUCGCAAGCUCCUCGAGCCUGAGAAGUGCGCGGGAUGGGACUGGGUGAACUGGAACGAUCUCCGCGCAGAUGGUGAGAAGGAGAUGGCAUCUAACGAGCUGGGAUCGAAUGAUCGACGGCUUUUCCAACCUAUCCUAGAUUUGAUCCGUCAGCGGCCGAAAUUUCAAGCACAUCCAAACAAGUAG
Penicillium lagena is the source of this 495-nucleotide messenger RNA. Its product is annotated as nucleotide triphosphate diphosphatase NUDT15. Gene Ontology annotation, cellular component: cytosol. The record is from RefSeq and is a predicted model, not a curated record. Gene Ontology annotation, biological process: dGTP catabolic process. Gene Ontology annotation, molecular function: 8-oxo-7,8-dihydrodeoxyguanosine triphosphate pyrophosphatase activity. The transcript has 3 exons. Lineage: Eukaryota; Fungi; Ascomycota; Eurotiomycetes; Eurotiales; Aspergillaceae. The coding region runs from base 1 to 495 and encodes 164 amino acids.